AUGUCUUGCAGCUACGGCCAAAGAGGCUCCCUCACCGCCAUAUGCACCAAUGCAACCUCAGAUUUCUUCAAACUCACCACCUAUCGCUUCGACUACCUCGACGAGACCCUCCUGUGCCUCAAUUGCGACCUCAAUUUUCUAGAAGCCUCAACUUUUGAUAUACCCGGCAACGAGAUCAAAACCCUCGACAUCAGGAACAGCUCCAUCACCUUCAUCUGGCCCAAGGCCUUCAUAGGCAUGAUCCACAUGGAAAGGCUCUUGCUAUCUAACAACCCCAUCGAGAAAAUCCCCACUGGGGCUUUCGAAGGCAUCAGGAAAGUGAGGUACUUAGAGAUGCGCAACUCCACGACGAAUCUAGAGCCUAGAGUUUUCAAAGAAUUGCACCUUCUAGAAGUCCUCGACUUGAGAGGAAGCCAGCUGUUGAUGGUCCGUCCCAAAACGUUCGAAGGUCUCCACAAUCUCAAGCUCCUUGAUCUCAGCCACAACAAGCUCGUUCUAGGUAACACCUCAGACAUUUUCGAGCCUCUGGUAAACCUGAGAAUACUUCUCCUGAACGAUAACUUCAUCUUUCGACUUCAGGGGCAGGAUUUCAGGAUGCUCAGGUCUCUGACAACAUUGAACUUAGCCAGAAACGCAAUGACCAACUUCAGUAUCGACCUCGAGCCUCAGAACCGCUUGAGGACUCUCAAUCUGUCUCAGAACUAUUUAUCCUCUGCCAGUUUCCUGCCUGGGGCGUUUGAGAACCUGACGAACUUGGAAGAUCUGGAUCUGAGCAGGAAUAGCUUCGAUAAUAUAACCUUGAAGUUGUUCCAAGGGCUGUCGAAGCUGACUGUACUGAAUUUAGGAGACAACAGGCUACGGGGUAUCAAUACAGGGCAUUUUUCAGGCUUGCCCCAUCUAAGGAUACUCAAUGUGUCUAACAACAAAAUUGAUUCCUUGAAGAUCACUGGUAGGCUGCAAAUGCACAGUUUGGUGCAGAUGGACCUGUCCAACAACAAUAUCCAGAAUUUCGACUACUUGAGCCUGAUUACUAGGGCUCCAAGAUUGAGAUUCAUCAACCUGUUGAACAAUUCUUUGUCUUGUAUCAUGGAGGACCAGCUGAGAGCGCUCUUCUUGCAGGACCACGUGGUCGUUUUGGUGAGCAACGGAAAAGACCGCGAUUGUCCGAAGGUGACCACAGAGAGUUCUCAGGAGUUGCUGGACGAGCUCAAAGAGCAGUUGCAAGAUCCCUACGUCAACAGCACUCUGUUGGUGUGGAUGUUUGUGCUCAUUACUAUCGUGAUGUUGCUGAUUGGGGUGCUGUUUUAUGUGCAGUUCUUUAUUUUGCUAGGAAUGGGAGGGCAGGCUUACAGGAAUAUCAGAUUACUGAAGAAUGUUGGUUCUACUGACGUUAGCGAGUUUUGA
This is a messenger RNA of Phaedon cochleariae (mustard beetle), 1404 nucleotides long. The record is from the annotation of a GenBank genome assembly. Lineage: Eukaryota; Metazoa; Arthropoda; Insecta; Coleoptera; Chrysomelidae.